AUGAAGUACACGGCCGCUCUCUUUGCCCUCCCUCUGGCAUCUGCCUUUGGACUCUCACCUCGUCACGAAGGCCAUGAUCACGACAGCAGCAGCGAGCAUAGCAAUGACACCAGCGGAACUGGCCAUGACCACUCCAUGGCCCACGGGCAGUUCAACUUUACCCCCUCCGGUAUUCCCUGGCCUACCUGCGCCCGAACCUGCUGCAACGCCAACUUCCAGUAUUUCCCCAAGCCUGUGAACCACCCUCUCUGCGUUAGCCAGGCAUUCUACGACAACGUCACAACCUGUGUGGCGACCAACUGCACAGAGUACGAGCAGGGCGCGUACGCUGUCGUUGCAGAGAUUGAGUGUCCUCAGGCGGAAGACUACGAGGUCGACAUUGACAAGGAUGUCGUCGUUUCGGCUCUGAAGAAGGAGGGAGGAAACCCGCAGUCUUGCAGUGGCGUCAAUAACGAGACGAUUGAGUGCCAGAACGAAACUACUGAAGGUCGGGGGGCUUUGGCAUAUGGACAGGGCGAUUUGUUGAUCCCUACCUUUACGGUUGCUGGCCUGGCUAUUUUGCUGAGCCUUGGUCUCUAG
Messenger RNA from Fusarium keratoplasticum, 579 nucleotides. RefSeq lists its product as uncharacterized. The transcript has a single exon. The record is from RefSeq and is a predicted model, not a curated record. NCBI's taxonomy places the organism in Eukaryota, Fungi, Ascomycota, Sordariomycetes, Hypocreales, Nectriaceae. The coding region runs from base 1 to 579 and encodes 192 amino acids.